GUCUUGGCUCGCUAUCAAGCCCUCUCUUUGUUCUUUUCCAACACUACCAUUUACAUAUACCCCUUCCUUCCGCUUCUAAUACACUGAACCCAAAAGAUGAAGCCAUUUGUAUGGCUAUGGUUGGCCAUAGCCACAACAGUGGUCGGUGCGUCUAACAUUGUUAGACGAUCACAGGAUCGGGACUACUACACUCUGCAUGUGCCUCAAGUCGACCAUGAUGCUUCGCAUGAAGCAGCACAUCACGUUGCCAGAAGCCUUGGUGCACAGUUUGAAGGCAUGGUUGGUGAACUUGAAUCCUAUUACAUGAUUAGUGUUCCCAAAAGCAACCUGCAUAAACGAUCCAUAUACGAUGAGGAUCCAAUAGUGGCGGCAUUCCAGGCGCGGAAGCAGCUGAGCAAACGAGAUGAAGAUCAGCGUCACUGGGAUCGUGUGCAACGAAUCGAUCCGCAGGUACCUAGGCGACGAUCGAAACGUGCAGCAUUGCCUAGAGAACCGCCGUUUACAGAAAUAACCCAGGGCCAAGCCAUUUUAGAAGAUGCUCAACGUGUGCUUGAUAUCAAAGAUCCAGGGUUUUCGAGACAAUGGCAUUUGGUAAACCAAGAAAUUUUCGGUAACGACAUCAACGUAACUGAGGUGUGGAAGCAAGGCACCACCGGAAAUGGCGUCAUUGUCGCUAUUUUGGAUGACGGAUUGGACUAUGAAAGCGAAGACCUUGCAGAGAACUUUUAUGCUGCAGGCUCGUACGAUUUCAACGACCAUGAAGAUCUGCCGAAACCUAAAUUAUUUGACGACACACACGGUACACGUUGCGCUGGCCAAAUUGCUGCGCAGAAAAACGACGUGUGUGGCAUCGGCAUUGCAUAUAAUGCGCGUGUGGCAGGUGUGCGUAUCCUUUCUGGUGAGAUUACGGAUGCAGACGAAGCUGCGGCAUUGAAUUACAAGUAUCAGGAAAAUGAUAUCUUUUCGUGUUCUUGGGGACCGCCUGACAACGGUGAAACGAUGGAAGCUCCAGAUGGUAUCUUGGCUGAUGCGUUUGUCAACGGUAUCGAGAACGGUCGUGACGGCAAAGGUUCAAUCUACGUCUUUGCAACGGGCAACGGUGCUAUUUCUGGCGACAAUUGCAAUUUUGACGGCUACACCAAUAGUAUUUACACCAUCACCGUAGGUGCUAUCGAUCACAACAAUGCACAUCCUCCUUACUCGGAAAGUUGCUCAGCACAGAUGGUCGUAACGUAUUCAAGCGGCGGAGGGCAGUACAUCUAUACGACGAACGUGGGCAAAAGUGUGUGCUCAGACCAUCAUGGCGGCACUUCGGCAGCUGCACCAACAGCUGCUGGUGUGUUUGCAUUGGUAUUAUCAGUGCGUCCUGAAUUGACGUGGCGCGACUUGCAACACUUGUGCGUACAGACAGCGGUUCCGAUCAGCUCAGAUGAUGAAGAUUGGAAGAAGCUGCCAUCUGGCAGGAUGUAUAACCACAAAUACGGCUAUGGUAAACUGGACGCGUAUGCGAUUGUCGAAGCUGCCAAAACCUUUGAGUUGGUCAACAAACAGACACAUUUGGAGUUGCCAGUCAAUAUCGACAAACCCAAACUCGCCAUCCCGGAUUCAUCGAACCAUAAAAAGGAACAACGACAAGCGUUGGAAAGCAAAGUUGAAGUGACAAAGGAUAUGGUCAAAGCAGCUGGCCUGCUUCGUUUGGAACACAUCACUGCGACAGUCAACAUUGAGCAUGAACGGCGUGGCGAUCUUGUCAUUAACCUUCUAAGUCCAAACAAGGUUGAGUCGGAGCUUGCUACGAUGCGUCCUGCAGACAGGAGUGCUGAUGGUAUAGUCAACUGGAAGUUUAUGACUGUCAAGCAUUGGGAAGAAGACCCAAUUGGCGAAUGGUCGUUACUUGUAUAUGACGUGAGUCAUCCUGACAGCAAGGGCAACCUUUUCAAUUGGACAUUGACAUUGUUUGGCGAGUUGGAUCCCAAUUUCACUGGCGAACCGGUCUAUACGCCGUUGGCAGGAAAAAGCAACAAAACCACAGCUGAGCCUAUCGAGGACCACACAGACACGCCUAUCGCCACAAUUACCACGCCCUUAUCAACAGCGUCUACCACUGGCGACGAAGUAGUGCCUGCUCGACCUACCAGAUUGAAGCCCAGCACGUCCGAAGAAUCCAUACCAACCACGAGUGCCAGUGAUGGUGAUGAUGAUGAUAACAAGGCCGAGCAAACGAACAGCACAAGUACAAUUGUAUACGCGUUGGUAGGAAGUGGAGCCAUCGUAACGUUGGCAGCAGGCAUGUACGUCCAGAAACGAAAGGGUUGGCGAUCACCUGUGGUUCCAUCGACCGAGAACGCUCCUGAAGGCGGACGCCCAACUGGCUAUGAAUUCCAAGUAUUGCGGCACUCAGAAGAGCAGGAAGACGAGGACGAAAGGCCGCUGCUCACCGAAGAAGAGGCUCGGAGAAACAACGCUGUAUCAUAG
Zychaea mexicana is the source of this 2475-nucleotide messenger RNA. Its product is annotated as peptidase S8/S53 domain-containing protein. Gene Ontology annotation, molecular function: serine-type endopeptidase activity. NCBI's taxonomy places the organism in Eukaryota, Fungi, Mucoromycota, Mucoromycetes, Mucorales, Lichtheimiaceae. The record is from RefSeq and is a predicted model, not a curated record. The transcript is spliced from 7 exons. Bases 97 to 2475 code for a protein of 792 amino acids. Gene Ontology annotation, cellular component: Golgi membrane; trans-Golgi network. Gene Ontology annotation, biological process: protein processing.